AUGGCUGCCAGCUUCUCUGUAAUAGCUAUUUCAGCAAUCCUGGCCGGACGGCUGAUGCUAAAGGUCAAAUCAUGUCCUUCUUUCACUGGCCCACAAGUCUUCAAUACACCCCUUUCUAUUUCUCACUUUUCGGCUUCAAAUAAUCGGCCCUAUCCGCCCGCCAUCAAUACGUCUAACCACAACGAAGGCCUUUGUACUUCGUUGGUCCAGGGAGGGUCAAACGUUGAUGCUGCGAUAUUUAUUCGGUCUAACUUAACUUGGCCUCCGCCUGAGGGUAUGCCAAUGAUAUUUUAUAUUGAGAUCAUGCGAAUUAGCAUGGUCUAG
Messenger RNA from Protopolystoma xenopodis, 324 nucleotides. NCBI's taxonomy places the organism in Eukaryota, Metazoa, Platyhelminthes, Monogenea, Polystomatidea, Polystomatidae. The record is from the annotation of a GenBank genome assembly.